UAUUCGAUUAUCAUCAUGGCUGCAACAAUGCCAAUAAAUCCAAAACCAUUUUUAAAUGGUUUAACUGGAAAACCUGUAAUGGUAAAACUAAAGUGGGGUCACGAAUAUAAAGGUUACCUUGUGUCAGUAGAUGGUUAUAUGAAUUUACAACUUGCAAAUACAGAAGAACACAUAGAUGGAAAUUGUACUGGUAAUCUUGGAGAAGUACUGAUACGAUGUAACAAUGUUAUGUACAUACGUGGUGUAGAAGAAGAAGACGAAGAAGGAGAAAUGAAAGAUUAAAUUUACAUUUAUAAGAUUUUUGUAUUUUUAAUUGCUUGUUUAAAUUAUAAAAUAAAUAAAUAUAAGUCUGUACAACCUUAUAGAAUGAUGUUAAGUAUAAUGAGUUAAUAGGCCAUGUAAAAACGAUAUUUUUAUAAAAUAUGUAAAUACAAAAUAAUUUAAUGUCCUAAA
This is a messenger RNA of Vespa mandarinia (Asian giant hornet), 453 nucleotides long. It is a transcript of the gene SmF, whose product is annotated as small ribonucleoprotein particle protein SmF. Lineage: Eukaryota; Metazoa; Arthropoda; Insecta; Hymenoptera; Vespidae. Gene Ontology annotation, biological process: spliceosomal snRNP assembly; mRNA splicing, via spliceosome. Gene Ontology annotation, molecular function: RNA binding. The record is from RefSeq and is a predicted model, not a curated record. Gene Ontology annotation, cellular component: catalytic step 2 spliceosome; U1 snRNP; pICln-Sm protein complex.